This is a messenger RNA of Rhinichthys klamathensis goyatoka, 7254 nucleotides long. RefSeq lists its product as uncharacterized. Bases 79 to 6735 code for a protein of 2218 amino acids. NCBI's taxonomy places the organism in Eukaryota, Metazoa, Chordata, Actinopteri, Cypriniformes, Leuciscidae. Gene Ontology annotation, biological process: muscle cell development; actin cytoskeleton organization. The record is from RefSeq and is a predicted model, not a curated record. The transcript has 32 exons. Gene Ontology annotation, cellular component: cell junction; cortical actin cytoskeleton; Z disc. Gene Ontology annotation, molecular function: phospholipid binding; actin filament binding.
UGUGCAUUUCUUGGACUUGUUACUUUUUUUUCAAUUUAGACGCCAAAUUAAGAUUUUUUAUUCAUACUAAACUCAACCAUGUCGGAGAGCAUUGGGAGGAAAAUCCAGCCUUUCACCAUCGGGACCAAACUCUCGGCGCCGGCCGUGCCGAAGUGCUCGGACUUGGUUCCAGAUGGUUACCUGCCAAAUCGCACGUUCUCUGAAAACUGCAAACUGAGGCACCUGAACGAACAGGUGUCUCUCUAUCUGGGCCGUGAUAAGCGCUGCGGGUCGACCCCGGUGAAACACACACGUGAAGACGAACACCUGAACAGAAACACAAGCUCCCCGAACGCUGCGUCCAGAUCCAUUCGCAAGAUCACCAUCUCCAGCCGGAUGGAGGCGUCGAAGGACAGACUGACUCCAGGGAUGGAGCUGAAGAAAACAAGAGCGAAAUCUGAGAAUAUUAAUAACAAUAACAACAACACAACCUCCAACACGCUGCUGCCUAAAAUAGUGGGUGUCAGCUGUGAGAAUAAACCCAACUCGCAUUUGAAGGUGUUGCUGUGUAAAGAUGGUGAGAAGCAGUGCAGUGCUGACCGAGAGAAAUUCACCUCUUCUCCACAGACCCAUAUACUCAAAACCCAAACAAGAAGGGACGCGGUGGACAGUCCAUCCUGUGAGCUUUUGGUUUCAAACGUCUCAUCGGUGCAGAAUGACCACGGUUUCACCCAACAAAACACGCUUUUUAACAAGGAGAUCACUCAGGCUGAGGCGUGGAUCAGAGCGAAGCUACGAGACCUGCGGGACGGCGGUAACGUACAGAAAUGUCCUCUGACCGACUGGGAGGAAGUUUGCCAAACACUCCAGAGAGAUUUGAAGGACUUUGAGAACACAGUCAUACAACUCAACCAGAUGGGAGAGCAAUUAAUGUGCAAGCUUAACCCGACGUCUGACCUGGUGAAGAAACAGCUGGGUCAGAUCCGCGACCAAUGGAACGCGCUCAAACAGACGGCAGCCAAUCAAAUCAAGGCGAUGGGCGGAGCUAAGACUCUCCAGGAGUUUAACAAGAAGGUGGACCGUCUGGAGGCAUGGAUCAAAGAGAAGGAGCGGGAACAAUCGCUGGCCAACAUCCUUGGGGAAAACACUGACAAGAUGCAGCUUACCAGGAAGAUACUGGAUUUGAAACAGGAUGAGCAGCUCUAUCAUAAUCUUCAUGAGGAGAUCAAUCAUAUGGCCAUCAGACUGGAAAAACAGGGAAAGACUGAAGGGAAGACCAUCUCAACCCGCAGGAAACACAUCAACAAAAUGUGGCUAAAGGCUCAGUCGCACUUGAAAGAAUAUCAUGAGAAUCUUCAGCUUGCCCUCGAAGUCUCAUCCUUCUACCAGCAGGCAGAUAAUGUUGUCUCUUCCAUCAAUAACAUGAGAAAAAGCCUCUCUCCGAGCAAUGGAGUGGAAAACGGCCGAGACGGGGAAAUUCGGGACAUUGCCAGUCAAAUCAUGAUGCUGGAUGUGACUGUUUCCCAGCUAUCCAACCUUCACCCGGCGCUGGCGGCCCGGGUCACACAGAAGCAGAGCGAGUUAAAAGACUCCUGGGCCGUCCUCCAGAAGACUCUCAGGAACGAAAAGGCAGCUCAACUACCCUCUUUAACCAGGGACAGCAGUGACCCUGAAACCUCCAGCCCAGAGACGCCCGGCAGCGUGGGAACAGACACACACAGAAUUAUGGGAAAGGAGGUUAAAGAGGAACAAAAUCGCCUGAAGGGGUUUACGGGUGUGAGAGACGACGAGCGCUUCGGGAAGCCUUCAGACGGCGUGGAGAUCCCAGCACGGGCCUGUGCCAGCGAUAUCAUGCUCAAACUCCAGACAGCCACUGAAAGCGGGAACGCGUCGAGGCCCGAGUCCAUCGGCCACCCACCGCUCCACACGCAACUCCAGAAGUUCACCGUUUCUGCAGACAAGACUCUCUCCUGGCUCAAAGACAGCGUUGCGAUGGCCACUCAAAUGUGCAGUUUGGUCGGACCGAACGGUUUUGACGCAGCCAAGAGACGCCAGGCUUCACUGGAGCAAGAGAUCCUGUCCAACACAGCCAGGAUAGAGCUGGUCAAGAAGGAGGGUCACGGUCUGGUGAGGGCUCAGCAUCCGGGCAGCGCCAAGAUCCAGGAGUUUCUGAGUCAGCUGGAGGUCCUGUGGGACGAGCUGAAGAGAAGACAUGAGAGGAACGGACUGGUCCUGAAGGUCUCAGAGGAACUCAACUACAGGGUGGUGCGGAUGCUGCAGGCGUUGGCCAGUCUGGAGGCCUGGUUAGAGGCGGUGGAGCUGUCCAUCACACAGGCGUCUCUGGCUGGAGACCCCGAGUCUGUGAGCGUGGCAGAGCAAGAGAGCUGUCAGCUGGAGCAGGAGCUGGAGGCCCGAGGACUGGAGCUGCACAACCUCAGGCAUGAAGUCCAUCAUCUGAGCAAACAGAGACAUCUUCACACUCAGCUGCUUCCAGCUCGACUGAAGGACGUGGAGAAGAAGUUCAGCAGUGUGCAAAUGGCACUGACCCAGCAGAGCUCCGAGCUGAAGGACACGCGGAUGCUCACCGAGUUCCUGGAGAAGGUGGAGCUUGAGGAAAGUCACUACAGCACCGUGGGACAGCCCCUGUGCAGUGAACUGGACUCUGGACCGUCUCUUCUGGGUUUACAGGGGAACGAACAUGAUGAGCCCCUGAUGGAAGCCAUCGGAAACCCUGUAAAGGAACUCAGAGAAGCUGUGGAGAUGCUCAAUGAUACAGCGCGAGAGCGGGGCCGUUCGCAGUCACAUGACCAGAGCAUCCAGGAACUGCUCACCAGGCAUGCCAUGGUGUGUGUGCGCGUGGAGCAGUGUGUGCAGCGCUGUGCUGAACUGGCCAUAGAUGUGCUAGAGAUGGAGAGUGAGAUGGCUGUGAGGUGUGAGCCGGAUCGAUGUGGUCUGGAUGUCCUGCAGGAGUACCAGGACCAGCUGGAGGCUGAAUACGGGGUCUUAAAGGAGGAGGUCGAGGCCAUGAAGAGUCUGGCGAGCCGUUUGUCAGAUGUUUGUCCAGAAAGGAUGAACGCUGUCGGAUCUGAGAUUCAGAGCAGUCUGCAUUCCUGGGAAGAGCUCGGGAAGAGUGUGUCUGAAAACAAGGAGAGACUCCUGCAGUUUGGGCACCUGCGCCAUUUCUUCAGGAACUACCUGGCUAUGAUCUCUUGGACAGAAGACACCCGCUCCUGCAUUUUCUCAGAAAGUGCUCUGCGUCAGAGCCGAGAGAACCAGGAGCCUCUAGUCGAGGUUCUGGAUCGGCAGAUAGAACAGAAGUUUGAGGAGUUUGAUCAGCUCACCGUGGCUGGAGAAAAACUCUUUGGCGAUGAGCAUCACCUUAACAAAAUGAUUAGAGAGAGGAUGGAGGAGCUGAGGAGCAUGCUGGGAUGGAUCCUGGUCCACUGGAGGGCUCAGAAGGAUCAGCUGUUGAGCAGACAGAAGGUUGAAGAACCUCAGACAGAUGCCAUUUACUCUGAAGCCACGGUCUGCUCCUCGCAAACACAGGUGGAAACCUCAACCGAAGUCUCUCAGAACAGAAUAGAAAGCCUCACAAGUCUCAUUGGUGACAUGGAGGAUAGUUUGCAGCACAAUUAUGGAUAUGAGGUGAUGAAGAGUGUCAGUCCUAAAGGAAGCGAUGACAGCAGUCAUUUAGAGAGUCCGGAUUCACCGUACCUGGUUCUGGAGGAACCCAGUCCCACUGCUGUAGGAGGAACCGUCAACCUCAUCCUCAGCUUCAGUAACUCUGGAGACACACAGAUCCAGGUAAGUACUUACUUGCAUGUUAUGGAAAACAACAUGGCAGUAGCCCCAGUGUAUGAGAGUAUGACCCUACCCCAAGACAAAGCCCGGUGGCCCUCAUCCUCCUCUCCCAGGACCUCCCUGUACGCUUUCUCCUCCCCUUGCACUUCUCCAUACCCCUCGACCUCCACAGAAGACACCCUUCAACAGGCCAACAACAACCCCUCUGUUCACCUCUUGCCCAAGAACGGCAACAUCUCAAUCUUCAGCAGUCUGAAGAGGAAGAGCAAGAAGGGGAAGAAGGAGAAAGAUGACUGUAGACACACCAUUCAGAAGAUCAUGGGAGAAGGAGUGUCAGAAGAGGCUUGUUUGCCACCUGUACAUGAACCAGUCAUAUAUGAUACGCACACUUGGCCCCUGAAGGAAAGGAAGAAGCGGAAAAAUGCAAGAAAACCAAACAGCGAUGAGACUCAGGUCUUGGACUACAUGAAGAACCCUUUAAUGAAAGACAUAGAUGCAGAAUGUUCUGGAGAGGUUGAAUCUCCAGUUCAUCACACCUUAGAGGUUGCCACCCACGGACAUGUGAAGAACCAUUGUAGGUUUUUGUCCUUGGGCUCGGUGUUAAGCUUCGACCUGCCCAAGGAUAUGAGCCUUAUCCCUAGCAUUCAAGAUGUCAUUACAAUUGGCCCUCCCGAGCAAAAGAAGACAGACUCUCUACACCAGGACUCUCAGGUUGAUCGUCCAACACCCCUGAGCACCUUUAAAUCCGCCCGCUCACCUCCAACGCAAAAAGAAAAGUCCAAAAAAACUUCUCCAGGUGAAGUAAUCCUUAAGAUUGAUUGUAAAGACUCCAAAAAGAUUGACACUAUUUCAAUAACUGAAGAUGAAUUUCCUCCUCCACCUUCUCCAGUCAUUGAACACAUCUCAUUUGAGGAGAAUCAUCCCUCAUUACUCCAACAGAAACACCUGUCUGAGAUAAGUACAAUGCCCAAAGAAGAGGUGGAUAGUUGGGACACAAUGGGAACUAAACUUGACAACAAAGAAAACCACUAUGUAAGUCCUCCAGAAGAUGCAAGCCAAGGGAUUUCCAGUCACAGCUCAACUACAGCAGAGAUUCAUGUAUGUCCUAGCAUCCAUACCUUGGUUCACAAUCUUAAUGGACACAUCUUCAAUAGGUCAACAAAGACCUCAAGCACUCAACAGUUGAGUCCAAACCAUGCAUCUCAGGUGGUGUUGAACUUCAGAGCCAAUGGAAGAGAGGACUCAGUGGACUCUGGUCACUCCAGCUCUGGAAGUUUCAAGUUGUGUUCAGAGGGUUUGUACGUAGACUCCUCAGAGUGUCCAGUUCCCAAGAGGACCAUUGGGAAGGUGCAAUCCCUGGAUGCAGGAGUCUCCAACAGGAACUUAGAGUUCUCCAAAGACAAAAGCCUUACUUUAUCAAUUGACGUUGAGGAUCCAGUUCAUCCUGACCACCAACAGUUUGAGCUGGAAGAAGAGGAGCUGGAGGACAUCUGGAAUCACACCAACAGCUACCGACAGAGUCUAAACUCUGAUAUCAUGUAUAACGGCUACCAGGCUUUGACAGCAACCUCUUCUCCAGACCAGCAUAGGGAACCCUCAUCCAAAGAACACGCAGGACUCUUCAGAAAGUUGGUCACAGCCUCCGCACCCAAUCUUCUUGUGGCGGAGUUUCGACUACCACCAUCUAUCCAGUCUAUGGUGGGUUGUGGGAAGCCGCAGAACUCAGUGGAAGAGUGGCAAAUUCUGGAUAAAGGGGACAGGAGGUCAUGGGCCGCAUUCACUCAACGGGAACAGGUUUACAAACAGGUGGCCAUUAAUGAAACCGCUUCAGAUCCGGUGAAACUACCCGAAAUAGAGGACCAGCAAAAGUAUAUCUACCAUUAUAGGGAGGAGGAAGAGGAGGAGGAGGAGAAGGAAACAGGGUUUAUGAAGGACCAGUCCACGAGCCUCCUGUCUGUUCAUAUGAGAUUGGAUUGCACCAAUGACUCUGAUAUCCAGAGUGGAAGACAAGAACUAGAACUGCCGUCUAUGGAAGGUACACUGGAGAGGAAACACAAACUACAGCUUGGUGGAAAGAAGGCACCAUGCAGGGCGUGGAACUCCUAUCAUGCUGUGCUGUACAAACAAACAAUAUGUUUCUAUCAGGACAGGAAAGAUGCACUCAAGAGCUGUGUGACGAGCCUUCCUCUCAACCUAAUUGGAGCAGUGUGUGAACCGUCGCCGGAGUACACCAAAAAACCCAACUGCUUUUGCUUGAGAUUGCGCGAUGGAUCUGAGUAUCUCCUCAGUGCCUCCUCACGAUUUAUGAUGAAGAAAUGGAUCCUUAGAAUCCAGGCACACACUGCGUCCAGUGAUUCUGUAGUGAAUAGUUCGAAGUGUCGUGGGUCUUCAGCUUCAGCGACGCUCUCUAGACAUUCUCCUCCUAUCUCAGACUGUCAGUAUGGAGAUAAAUGUCGCUGCUCCGUGAGAAAUUAUGUCACCACCACGGUUUUAGCACAGAGUCAGCCUGCCUCAAGCCGAACCAAAGAGAUCAUAGUGCACACCAGUGACGCUCUGCAGAUCCAGCAAACACAUCAGGAUCUGUUGCUCCCCACAUUCACAGAUGCAGGUCAUUCUGAGGAUGAGUUUGAGUCUCAUGGCGAGUCUCUGAGACAGAAGUUGUCCUCUAUGUCCACCAUUCAGGGCUGGACCAGUGAAAAGAGACGCUCACACUCCUUUACCUCAGCCACGUAUCAGAGGAUAAGGCCUGUAGCGCCCCCUUCAGGCAAAGGCCAGGACAGCAGCUCCAGCUACUCGGUGACUUUAUUCAUCGGAGACCGAGAGAUGCCGUCGGUCUGUAGAAGCACAGCGAUGGCCGAGGAGUCCUUCUCCGAUCUGCCCAUGAGGAGCUACAUGAGCCUCCCGCGGCCACCCAACAAAUCCGUCUUCAGGAAGUUCUUUGGGAAAAAGGAGUGACUGACACUUUCUGUGACAAAGACCCUGACUGACAUGUGCAGGACACAAGUUAAACGCUUCUGAAAAACUUUUUUCUUACAAUUUAUUUAUGGAUUUGAUGGCGAGAAUCAUUUUUUUGUCAUUUUUAAAUGAGAUCUUGUAUGGUUGUUUAAUAUUCAUUCCUUCAACCGUUUUGAUAUCGGGCUUGUUUUAGCCAACAAUGAAAUGUACUCACCCUCACGUUGUUCAAAACCAAUAUGACCCUUUCUUUCAUGGAACAUUAUAUUUACAUUUAUGCAUUUAGCAGAUGGUUUUAUCCAAAGAGGAACAAAAGCAAUUUGUCACAGAGCCAAUGAUAUUCAUAAUAUACAAUGCCAGGUUUAUUAGAUUCAAACAAGCAAGAGGAGAAAAUGCAGAGAAGACAACCCUGGAAUAACAGUUCAUAAUUUCUGAUGACAAAAAGCACCACAUAAGUAUGAUGACAGUAAUGCAUAUGACUUGUCCACUAUAUUUCAAUUGCUCUCAAGUCAUAAAACAGCU